This is a messenger RNA of Vitis vinifera (wine grape), 1038 nucleotides long. RefSeq names its product L-galactose dehydrogenase (gene GDH). Gene Ontology annotation, biological process: L-ascorbic acid biosynthetic process. Lineage: Eukaryota; Viridiplantae; Streptophyta; Magnoliopsida; Vitales; Vitaceae. The record is from RefSeq and is marked provisional. Gene Ontology annotation, cellular component: cytosol. Gene Ontology annotation, molecular function: L-galactose dehydrogenase activity.
AGCACACCUUCCUUCUCAAAUCCUGCUACCAUCACCAAUGACGAAGCUGGAGCUCCGUGAUCUCGGCACCACCGGCCUCAUGCUCAGUUGCGUCGGCUUCGGAGCCUCUCCUCUCGGCAACGUCUUCGGUCUUGUUUCUGAGGAUGACGCCAUCGCCUCUGUUCGCGAGGCCUUUCGGCUUGGCAUCAACUUUUUCGACACCUCUCCGUAUUAUGGAGGAACAUUGUCUGAGAAAGUCCUUGGGAAGUGCCUUAAAGCAGUAGGAAUGCCAAGAAAUGAGUACAUUGUCUCAACAAAGUGUGGCCGGUAUGCUGAGGGCUUUGAUUUCAGUGCUGAGAGAAUAACUAGGAGCAUUGAUGAGAGUCUAGCAAGGUUGCAGCUUGAUUAUGUUGAUAUACUGCAAUGCCAUGAUAUCGAAUUUGGGUCUCUUGAUCAGGUUGUGAAUGAGACGAUUCCUGCCCUUCAGAAACUCAAGGAAGCAGGGAAGAUCCGAUUCAUUGGUAUCACUGGACUUCCCCUGGAAAUUUUUACUUAUGUGCUUGAUAGAGUGCCACCUGGCUCAGUCGAUGUGAUUCUGUCAUAUUGUCACUAUAGUAUCAAUGAUACAACACUGGAGGAUUUAUUGCCUUACUUGAAGAGCAAGGGAGUUGGUGUGAUCAGUGCUUCUCCACUUGCGAUGGGACUCCUUACAGAGAGGGGCCCUCCAGAAUGGCACCCUGCUUCUCCUGAACUUAAGUCUGCAUGCCAAGCUGCUGCUGCUCAUUGUAAAGAGAAGGGGAAGAAUAUUUCAAAGUUAGCCAUGCAGUUCAGCUUGUCAAAUAAAGAUAUUUCCUCUGUGCUGGUUGGCAUGAACUCUAUUAAACAGGUUGAAGAGAAUGUUGCAGCUGCUACAGAACUUGCAAUUUUUGGGAAGGAUGAGGAAACUCUGUCAGAGGUUGAAGCUAUACUAAACCCUGUGAAGAAUCAGACAUGGCCUAGUGGAAUCCAGCAGAGCUGAAAGAGACUGCUUGCGGAAUUGCUGCUCGACUUUCCUGGUCC